Messenger RNA from Mesoplodon densirostris (Blainville's beaked whale), 3702 nucleotides. It is a transcript of the gene EXOC2, whose product is annotated as exocyst complex component 2. The record is from RefSeq and is a predicted model, not a curated record. NCBI's taxonomy places the organism in Eukaryota, Metazoa, Chordata, Mammalia, Artiodactyla, Ziphiidae. Gene Ontology annotation, biological process: Golgi to plasma membrane transport; exocytosis. Bases 630 to 3419 code for a protein of 929 amino acids. The transcript has 30 exons. Gene Ontology annotation, cellular component: exocyst.
CCGCGGCGGCCGCUCCCUGUCAGGCAGCCGGUUCCCCCCGGCCGGGGCCGGACGGGCCGCCUUUCUGUUUCGGAGGCCGGCGCCCGGCAGCGCCCGCCCACCGAACCCGAGCACUGUCCACGUUCAGGGCUCCCGGCCGCGAACACCAUGGCGUUCCGGCCUGCGCGUCGCCUGCCGCCCAGACGCGGUGGCUCAGCCUGAGGCUCCUGAGGAAGCGGGGUCGCGGCCAGGUCCUCCGCUCCCAUCCGUCUCCCAACUCCCCCCACCCCCCACCCCCACCCCGCCCCUGGGGCUCGGUCGUCGGGCGCUCGACGCUCGACUGCGCGGCGGAUCGACGCCCUCGGCGCUCCGGCGGCGGAAGUGAGGGCGUUGGCGGCGGGGCGGCCGCGGCCAGGGAGCCCUUGGUCGAGCGCGGGGCCCUGUCCGUGCGGGCCUGCAGGUGACACUGCGGAGCACACGUACCUGUGACACCUGUAGAUGAGGCUGCAGAGCACACAGCUAGGUGCCCUGGUACACGGAGAACCUGGGGCCUCAGCUCCACGGGCGUCCUGACGGAGGCGGCUGUGUGUGGACGCAUGCUGUUAAAGAUUACUUCUGUAGCUUGACCUCUACUUUCCUCAACAAGCAGAAUGUCUCGAACACGACAACCCCCCCUUGUGACAGGCAUCUCUCCAAAUGAAGGAAUCCCGUGGACAAAGGUCACGAUUAGGGGAGAAAACCUGGGGACUGGGCCACCUGACCUCAUAGGUCUGACAAUUUGUGGGCAUAAUUGCCUUCUGACAGCAGAGUGGAUGUCUGCAAGUAAAAUUGUAUGUCGCGUGGGACAGGCCAAGAACGACAAAGGAGACAUUAUUGUCACAACCAAGUCAGGUGGCAAAGGAACCUCCACAGUCUCCUUCAAGCUGCUCAGACCUGAGAAAAUAGGUAUUUUGGAUCAGUCUGCUGUGUGGGUUGAUGAGAUGAAUUACUACGACAUGCGCACUGACAGGAAUAAAGGGAUUCCUCCCUUGUCCCUGCGUCCUGCUAAUCCACUCGGCAUCGAGAUUGAAAAAGGUAAAUUUCCCCAGAAGGACUUAGAAAUGCUGUUCCCUGGAAUGAGUGCUGAUUUUACAAGUGAGAACUUUUCGGCUGCCUGGUACCUCAUAGAGAACCACUCCAACACCAGUUUUGAACAGCUCAAAAUGGCCGUCACCCACCUGAAGAGACAGGCUAACAAGAAGAGUGAGGGCAGCCUGGCGUGCGUGAAAGGGGGACUCAGUACUUUCUUUGAGGCACAGGACGCCCUCUCAGCCAUCCAUCAAAAACUAGAAGCGGAUGGAACGGAAAAAGUAGAAGGAUCCAUGACGCAGAAACUGGAGAAUGUUCUGAACAGAGCAAGUAACACUGCGGACACAUUAUUUCAAGAAGUCUUGGGUCGUAAGGACAAGGCAGAUUCCACUAGAAAUGCACUCAAUGUGCUCCAGCGAUUUAAGUUUCUUUUCAACCUUCCUCUAAAUAUUGAAAGGAAUAUCCAAAAGGGUGAUUAUGAUGUGGUUAUUAAUGAUUAUGAAAAGGCCAAGUCACUUUUUGGGAAAACGGAGGUGCAAGUUUUCAAGAAAUAUUAUGCUGAAGUAGAAACACGGAUUGAAGCUUUAAGAGAAUUACUUCUGGAUAAGUUGCUUGAGACACCAUCGACCUUACAUGACCAAAAACGUUAUAUAAGGUACCUGUCUGACCUCCACGCGCCAGGCGACCCUGCGUGGCAGUGCAUCGGAGCCCAGCACCGAUGGAUCCUCCAGCUCAUGCACAGCUGCCAGGAGGGCUGCGUGCGGGACCUCAAAGGGCCACCAGGCCUUCACAGCGCCACACUGGACCUGGACGGCGACGUGCGUGCCUCCGUGCCGGGUCAUCUAGGCCAGACAGCGUCUCUGAAGAGGGGUAGCAGCUUUCAGCCUGGUCGAGAUGAUGCAUGGAGAUACCAAACUCCCCACCGGGUGGCAUUUGUUGAAAAAUUGACCAAGCUUGUUUUAAGUCAGCUGCCCAACUUCUGGAAACUCUGGAUUUCAUAUGUUAACGGAAGCCUUUUCAGUGAGACUGCUGAGAAGUCAGGCCACAUUGAAAGAUCAAAGAAUGUAAGGCAAAGACAAAAUGAUUUUAAGAAAAUGAUCCAGGAAGUAAUGCACUGUCUGGUGAAGCUGCUCCGCGGGGCCCUGCUCCCGCUCAGCGUCACGGAGGGCGGAGGGCGGCAGUGCAGAGGCUGGGAAGUGAAGGCCGAGCUCUCUGGGCAGGGGCUCGCUCACGCCAUCCAGACUCUGAGGCUUACUUAUGAAUCCUUGACUGCCCUUGAGAUUCCUAAUGACCUGUUACAGACGAUCCAGGACCUCAUCUUGGAUCUUCGAGUGCGUUGUGUGGUGGUCACACUGCAGCACACGGCGGAAGAAGUAAAGAGAUUGGCUGAAAAGGAAGACUGGGUUGUCGACAGUGAAGGCCUGACGUCCCUACCAUGCCACUUUGAGCGCUGCGUGGUGCACUCCCUGCAGUCGCUGCGAGAAGUCCUGGAGUGCAAGCCCGGAGAAGCCAGCGUCUUUCAACAACCGAAAACCCAGGAAGAGGUUUGCCAACUAAGCAUCAAUAUCAUGCAGGUUUUUAUAUACUGUCUGGAACAGUUGAGCACCAAGCCUGAUGCCGAUGUAGAUACUGCACAUCUCUCCGUUGACGUUUCUUCUCCUGAUUUGUUUGGAAGUAUCCAUGAAGACUUUAGUUUGACUUCUGAACAGAGACUUUUGAUAGUCCUGAGUAAUUGCUGCUACCUAGAACGUCACACCUUCCGAAAUAUCGCAGAACAUUUUGAAAAGCACAACUUCCAGGGAAUAGAAAAAAUAACACAGGUUAGCAUGGCCUCACUGAAAGAGUUGGACCAAAGACUCUUUGAAAACUACAUUGAAUUGAAGGCAGACCCCAUCGUUGGCUCCUUAGAACCUGGAAUUUACGCAGGCUACUUCGACUGGAAGGACUGCCUGCCCCCGACAGGUGUCAGAAACUACUUAAAAGAAGCAUUGGUGAAUAUAAUUGCUGUGCAUGCAGAGGUGUUCACUAUUUCCAAAGACCUGGUGCCUCGGGUGCUGUCCAGGGUGGUGGAAGCAGUUUCUGAAGAGCUGAGUAGGCUGAUGCAGUGUGUCUCAUCCUUCAGCAAAAACGGAGCAUUGCAGGCAAGGCUUGAUAUCUGCACCCUGAGGGACACCGUGGCUGCUCACCUGACGCCAGAGAGCAGAUCCAGUUUCAAGCAGGCCCUGGAAGCCCUGCCGCAGCUCUCGAGCGGAGCGGACAGAAAGCUGCUGGAGUUGCUGCUGAGCCGGGUCAGGAGCGGCGUGCACCUGCAGCUCGCCUGCUUCCAGGCCGCCCCUCCGCCUGCCGUGAAGACGCAGGUGCCUUCCAGAUGACGUGCUCCCCUGAGCGCCCACAGCUGCAUGCUGCAUGGUGAAGGCUGUGGAAGACGGGGCGGCUCACGCCUACACCGAAGCACCUUCCGGGGCCUCCUGCAGCUUCCAGGGCACCUGGGGCGGCAACGAGAGAUUCAUCAGGAUGUUACAUGCGAGCAUCUGGAGCUUCAGCUGUCCUAAACUGUGCAGCUGUGCUUAAAACCUUUAUUUCGUACAGAUGGCUCCCGAUUCAAGUAGACUUUUAGAAAAAUGUGUGGUCUGAAUAAAAAGGUAUGAUAUUUGG